Molecule: messenger RNA, 1002 nt
Organism: Symbiodinium natans
Lineage: Eukaryota; Dinophyceae; Suessiales; Symbiodiniaceae
Source: the annotation of a GenBank genome assembly
AUGUCGUCUUACGGCGGAGCGAAGUCUGCGACUGUAGACUCCGGCAGUUUCACAGGCUGGCCACCUGCGGUGCAGCAUCCAACGCAAGAGCAUCCUGGUGUCACAGACGGGGCCCGUCAUUGCAACUUCUGGCGGCGGGAUGGCAGCUGCAAGCAUGGAGACAGUUGCAAGUUCCUGCAUUCCGAGUCCCUGAAAGGCACCGGCAUGGAGACCAGGACAUGUUCAUUCUGGCGCAGCGGUACCUGCAAGCUUGGCAGCAACUGCAGGUACUUGCAUACAGAUUUGAAGAAGGCUCCGUGCAAAUUUUGGGAAAGUCGAGGCAUCUGCAGAAAUGGAGAGGAAUGUCGUUUUGAGCAUGGAGAGCUGUCCAACUGUGCACAGUACAUGGCAGGGAAGGGGUGUCGCAAAGGAUGCAAUUUCAAGCAUCCGGCGCCGAACGGAGAGGUGCCGCUGUGUAGAAACUUUGUGGAGGGUUCUCAGUGCAACGAAGACUGCAAGCUCCAGCACCCAACUCCGAAAGUGAUCAUGCUGCAUGUGCGCGGCAUGUCCGGCGCGGAGCUUCUGAGUGACUACAAGAUCUCGGAGUUCGAAUGCCUGGUCACAAUGUAUAGCCUCAUCACGGAGAAACUGCCAGGGGAACAGCAGUGCUUGGAACUCCUUCAUGGAACUCAAUGCCUGAACCGGUUUGACACAGCGUACACGGCGAGCCUAUCUGACGGAGAUGACCUUACCGCAGUUGUGGGCUUCCGCUGCAUUGAGUGUGGAGGUAACCACGAGGUCCCAGAACCCAGCUGCUAUCACCAGGGAAGAUCCGACACCCACCCUUUCGAGUAUUUUCGCAAGCCGGCUCCAGAUCAUGUGCGGAACAGGCCAAGGCGGCGUGGUGGUUGGGAUCCCGAUUAUGAUGGCAUGUCUGGCAACUGGAAUUGUUGUGGGUGCGACGAUGAAUCCAACAAGUUGUGCUCGAAUCACUACAGCAGACUUUGCGCAUGCCAUAGGUAA